AUGGCCGCAACACGAGAAUCCCAAGACAGGAACGAGCUGUUCCAGAAGCUGAAACCAUGUUGUGUUCGGAUAAGCCAGAUCGCGAUCCGCGAGGGACCGGUUCCUGCGGCAUCUCACGAGCUGCUCGAUGCGACCAAUGAGCUCCUGGCCAUUCUCGAGGAGCAGAUGCAGAACCAUCCACUUUCUCUAGAUGAGAAGCUCGCCGAGUACAUCUUCUUUCCGCUUUACCACAUCUUCCGCCAAAUGGACCAGUACCCUAUGUUAUUGGUUGAGAAAUGCGUCAAGUGCCUUCACAUCCUCAUCACCUUCGGCUGGAAAUCCAAAAUCUCAUCCAAGCUCGCGCAGCAGAUACUGAGCCUCCUUGUCUUUAUCAUUGAUGGAGUGCCCGGGUCGCAAGCAACGCGGGAGGUUCCCGAGGAGACGAUCCUGGAAACCUUUCGCGCCCAGACCGCCUUGUUCAACACCGCCGCAACCUCGCUGGACGCAGUGUCGGGUCUGGCGGAUCAAGAGUCGAUCCCCAUUUUGGGCCAUGCCAUCACUGUCAUGCUCCAAGGAGUCACGGACGGUGCCAACCCCCAGAUACAGAGUGAGGCUUUACGGAGCUUGCAGGGUGUCUACUCGGCUCUCAAAGAGCAGGAAGCUCUGGCAAGCUUCCUGCCAGGAAUCGUCUCAUCCCUUACCAAGGUUCUAUCUACUCCGAACAGGUAUAAAACACACGUCCUGUCAACCUGUCUAGAAACGGUGCAGCUGGUCUUGACGAAGGUGCUCGGUGAUCUGAGGACGCGAAGCAUUCUCGCUCAAGAACAGGGUCAAUCAGCAGACGAAAGGGACGACAAGGGCAAGGUGCUGACACCUGCAUGGCUUCAAGCUACCACAUCCCAGGCAAAACUGGCCCUGUCUACGGUAGUAAAGCUCCGCACGCAGGACGCCCUCAAGGUCCGGGAGGCUCUCGAGCGGCUCUGCAUCACCUUACUUGACGAAUGCCACACGACCUUGGCGAAUUGCACGAACAUCCUUAUAGAGACUGCCAUUAUACUCGACAGUGGAGACGAUACGAUACUCGCUCAACAAACAACGCUCCGGUAUUUGGCAAACAUUUACCCAGAGCUUGGGGAGGUCAUCAAAACGACAGUAUACAACUGGAUGUCAAGCCUGCCACGGAUAAUGCAAGUCAGCGACGAUGAUUCGAGAGUUACCGCGGUGCACAACUUGUCCAAGGGCAUAGGUCUACUCCAGAGCCUUGGCGUCGAGUCAGGGACGCUGGAGGACUCGAUCACAGCUUCAUUAAAGGACAGUAUGGUAGCACUUGUCCAGUCGUCUCCACUGGAAACCAACCCUACCACGAACCUCCAACUCCUUGAGGGCCCAGCACCAGAAAGCAGCACUGGGAAGCCCGACUUUGAACAAGUUCUUCUGGCUCGUCAGAGCCAAAAGGAACUACGGGGGGAAGUUCUAGGUCUCCUUGACAAGCUCGGCUCUGUGGCUCAGAAAGCCGCGAUUGCAGAAAACCUGAUGGAGUCUGUGCGCGAGUCAUCAGGGGCAGACCAACUUGCUGCAAUGUGGCUCUGCUACGAGCUGAUCAAGGCCUCCAAUGCAUCUUCCGCUGAAGCCGAAGCGUUCCUAGACUUGUCUUCAUUUGUUGAGCCAUCGUCGGAUGAUCCAGAGGCGGUGUUCCACGACCUCUACACAUUUUCUGUUCAGGUUCUCGACAGCCACACAGAGUCUAACGACGGUGACUGGCGCUUGGAAGCACUUUCUAUGGAAGUCACUGCGUAUGCCGCGCAUAGGAGUGGGAUAUCAUUUCGGCCGGAGCUCAUCGAUGUUCUCUUUCCUGUCGCCACUUUCCUUGGAUCCGACAAUCAGAACCUGCGAGAACACGCAAUUGCAACGCUCAACAGUAUAGCCACGUCAUCUCAAUACUCGAGCGUGUCUGAUCUAAUCGUCGACAACGUUGACUACAUGGUCAACUCGGUGGCUCUGCGGCUGAACACGCUCGAUGUCUCACCAGCAUCGAUGCAGGUGUUGCUCAUGAUGAUACGACUUGCCGGCGCACGGCUGAUACCCUUCAUGGACGACGUGGUGGACUCGAUAUUCGCAGCCCUGGAGAAUUACCACGGAUACACAUUCUUCGUGGAAAGCCUGUUUUCAGUCCUGAAAGAGGUCGUCGACCAAGCGUCCGGAACGGAGCAACGCUUACUGACCGACACGGAACGUACCGUGGUGGACCACAAGAAGAAGCGGCCAACGGAGAAUGACACAGAUAGCCUUCUGGAUUUUUUGGACAAAAGAGCGGAACGAAGGGCUCGCGACGAAGCGGAGCGUGCAACCGGGAAGCCAAUCGAGGGCCAUCCCAAAGUACCCUGGGCAGAGGAAGCCAGCAAGGAUGGCGAGGAGGACGACGCAGGGCCCCCGCCAAGCGAGGAAAAGCCGUCUAGCUCUCCCACAUAUCAGCUUCUGCUUCGGAUCGCAACGCUGACGCAACACUAUCUCACGUCGCCCACGCCGAAGCUCAGGAGAUCACUGUUGGAGCUUCUCACGACCGCCUCUUCAGUUCUGGCCGGAGACGAAGAUUCUUUCUUGCCACUUGUCAACGCCGUGUGGCCCGUGGUGGUUGGCAGGCUGUACGAUUCCGAGACCUUUGUCACCAUCGAAGCCUGCCAUGCGUUGUCAGGGCUCUGCAAGGCCGCUGGAGACUUUCUAAGUUCGAGAUUCAGAACAGAAUGGGGUGACGGUCUGCGCGAUUGGUGCCGCAAGGCCAAGGAGAGGGCGACGACCGGCGCUCAAAGGGCUCGAGUCUCCAACUCCAGCACGGUCUCGGCCCAAGGUCGGGGCGAAGGAAUCCUCAUUCCCAUCCGGUCUGGUGACGGGCCGGGCGUCAAUGAAUCGGUGCUGGAGAUUCGCUCCAAGACGUCUGGCAGUCUUGGGCAACACGCAUCGCCGGCCAGGGUCUGGGAGGCUGUGGUACAGUUGUUGGCUGCAAUUGUGUCUUAUGUGAGCAUCGACAGCCAGAUGUUUGAUGACAUAUUGGACCUGCUGUCUGAUGUCAUGGAGAGGGAUCGGGAUGUAAUGGACGCACUCGAAACGAUCAACGCAGACGCAGUCUGGCUAGCACGGUAUGAGCGGGGAUACAUUGCGCCGAUGCCCACGCCAAAGGUCGACGGGUUUGAGUUUGAAGAGAUGAUGCAGAUGCCGCGACGGUAG
This is a messenger RNA of Purpureocillium lilacinum, 3201 nucleotides long. RefSeq lists its product as uncharacterized. Gene Ontology annotation, cellular component: cytoplasm. Gene Ontology annotation, biological process: chromatin remodeling. NCBI's taxonomy places the organism in Eukaryota, Fungi, Ascomycota, Sordariomycetes, Hypocreales, Ophiocordycipitaceae. The record is from RefSeq and is a predicted model, not a curated record.